Caenorhabditis angaria is the source of this 647-nucleotide messenger RNA. NCBI's taxonomy places the organism in Eukaryota, Metazoa, Nematoda, Chromadorea, Rhabditida, Rhabditidae. The record is from the annotation of a GenBank genome assembly.
AUGGAACAACAUACAACUAGAUAUUUCGCAAAAUCGAAUUUUUGGAUGUUCUCAAUAAAGUUUAAAGUAAGUUUAUCUUUAAAACCAAAUUGAAGUCCAAAAAUCACUGCAUUUCAGAACAUAAUUACUGUACCUAAACUACAGUACUCACGCUCAUCAACUACAAAUUUCAAUUUUCAAUUUGAAAGGCACGAUGUUCCUGUAGGUUCAUAUUUUUUUUUCAGUUUCAAAUUUCAAAAAAUUAAUUUUUUCAGAACGGAUAUACCCAUAAAAAUGACAAUGGAGGAAGACAAAAUGAAAAUUUAUCUAGUAAGUCGAAAUUUUAAGCUUGUUUCUAUUUUCAAAAUGAAUUUUUUUCAGUUACUGUAUCUAAACUACAGUACUCAUUAAUUAUCCCUCUUCAAAACUCAAAUCGGAAAAAACUAUGUCGUGAAAACCAAACAAUACAAGGUGAGCUGGAAAAUUGAUUUUUUUUUUAAUAUAACUUUUUUCCAGAAGAACGCUCACUUUGGGAUCAACAAAACUCACAACAAAAUUCCACGGAUUUUCAUAUAGACUUCAGCAGGAAUAAAUUUUUUUUUGAAAAUAUUGAUUUUUUUCAAAGUUUUCAGAAUUGUUUUCAAGCCUCCAAAAAUCCCUCAUGUUAA